UGCGGUGAGCCUAAACCGUUGAUCAGUAGGGUACACUAUAUCGUUUAUAGCUGUUAUGAACGUUGUUUAUUUAUGAUGGUGAAUCUUUUAAAUGUGCGGUUUGCGUUGCGCGCUCGUUUGACUCGUGAAUGUGAAAUGAUUUCAGGUUUAGUGGUGAAGUUUCAUGUGUGAUGAUGGUGAUGGUGAUGAUGUCGAGGAAGGCUUCUCUGUAUGUGGGUGAUCUGGAUGCGAGUGUGACAGAAGCGAUGCUGUAUGAGAAGCUCAGUCCGACCGGUCCGAUUCUGUCUGUCCGAGUCUGCAGAGAUAAACUCACGGGCUGCUCGCUCGGAUACGCUUACGUCAACUUUGAACGACCUGAAGAUGCCGAGCGUGUAUUAGACACCAUGAACUUUGAUGUGAUGAAUGGCAAACCCAUGAGGAUGAUGUGGUGCCAGCGUGACCCAUCACUGCGCAAAAGUGGAGUGGGAAACAUCUUCAUCAAGAAUCUGGAGAAAUCCAUGAGCAGUGAAGCUCUUCUGGACAUCUUCUCACCCUUCGGUAGCAUCUUAUCCUGCAAAGUGUCCUGUGACGAGAACGGUUCGAAGGGGUUUGGAUUUGUGCACUUUGAGACCCUUGAAGCCGCUGAAAAAGCCAUCAGUCGAUUGGACGGGAUGCUGAUCAAUGAUCAAAAAGUGUUUGUCGGGCACUUCAAGUCCCGCAGAGAGCGCGAGGCUGAAGUGAAGGAGAGAGCCAAAGAAUUCACCAACGUUUACAUCAAGAACUUUGGAUCAGAACUGGAUAACAACUCUCUCUAUGAGAUGUUCAGUGAAUUCGGUCGCAUCGUGAGCACUCGCGUGAUGACAGAUGAGAGCGGUAACUCCAGAGGUUUCGGAUUUGUCGACUUCGAGAGGCACAGCUAUGCUCAGAAGGCCGUGCAGGAGCUGAACGGGGCGGAGUUGAAGGGCAGGCGGCUGUAUGUGGGACGAGCUCAAAAGAGACGAGAGCGUCAAGCGGAGCUCAAGCGCAUGUUUGAGAAGAUGAAGCAGGAGCGUUUGGCUCUCUAUCAGGGCGUCAAUCUGUACGUGAAAAACCUGAGCGACUGCGUGGACUGUGAAGUUCUCCACAAAGAGUUCUCGCCGUACGGGACCAUCACCAGUUGUAAGGUGAUGACGGCGGGAGGACGCAGCAGAGGAUUCGGCUUCGUUUGUUUCUCAUCUCCAGAAGAAGCCACUAAAGCCGUCUCUGAAAUGAACGGUCGCAUCAUCGCGAACAAGCCCUUAUACGUGGCUCUCGCCCAGCGGAAGAAAGAGAGACAGGCCCACCUCAUGGACCAAAACAUGAGCAGAAAGGCGAUGUUCCAGAGACAGAAUCUGCAGCCCUACACCACCAUCUACCAUCCAAACUCAACAUCUGGAUUCUUCAUGACGCCACAGGUUGCUCCACAGGUUCAGUCCUGCCCGCAAUGGGAGCUGCCGGGUGUCAGCUCUCAGUCCACUCACGCUCAUCCUCACUGGUCGAGCGCGUCAGGAUUCAUUCACGGAGUCACUUCAGUGAACCUCCAAACGCCACAGAUGCUGCAGCCUGAUGUGUACCUGCAGAGUCAGAGCAACAAUUCUGACCUCUUCCAUUUCCUUCAAUCCCAUGAUUCUUUGAGCUCGAAGGUAAAUGAUGCGAUGGGUGUUUUUAAAGUCAGUCAGAUGAUGGAAACCCUUCACCUGUGAAUCCUUCAGCUGUCCUUUCAUUCCUGCACCCCACACUUGAUUCAAAGACCGUGUACACUUUAUUGAUACAUUUUCAAAGAUUUGUAUUCAUUUGAAUGCUUCAAUGUUCACUUUUUUAGUUCUAUGUCAACAUUUUAAUCAUUGUAAUAACUGUAUCAUCCUGUUUGUACAACGGGCUUUUAGGAAUAGUAAAUAAAUAUAUUUAGUGAAAUGACACAUUUGUUUUCUUCAUUAGUCAACAUGAAACACACCCAAAACUGAAGCGCGAAUUGGCAUAAACAUUUCUGGAGAGAUGUGCAGAGCUGGUUACAGUUUAACAUCCCAUUAUUUCAAGUAAAGCUAGUUUGGUAUUUUAUUGGAAAAGCGGAAUUUAGAGUUGGUUAUGAAUUACUUGGAAGCUACUUUGGAAAGUUUUUUUCUAUUGAACUGUACCGUUAGAUGGUUUAAAUCAGAACACUCUUUAAAACGUAUGUGCACAUUGUUAAAAAUAAGCAAGCCAUUUAUUUUUUGGGAAAAAUGUGUUAACUACUCUGUUUUCAAGGACAUCUAACGGAAUGCCUUGUUUGUAUGAUAAGUUGGUUGAAUAAAAAAACGAGAAGCCUUCUGCGCCUCUGCGCGCGCUCCUUCCGUUUCUCAUUUCGUGCUGUGCGCUGGUGCCCAUUUCGACUUCGGCACACAUCUUAUAUAAGAAAUAUAACGCUAACACAAAAAAUACACAUAAAACAUCGACUUUUAUUAUCGAUGGAAGCAGGAUCCGCGGCAGAUUUGAGGAGAUUAUCCGCGCAGCGCCGCAUCUCUUUGACUUCAGGAGGUCAUGUCUUGAUCAAUACCGCGAAAACAUCAACGGUUAUAUCGGUACCGAACGCGUUUUAACAGAUCUUCAGUCUGUUUUCUAGCAGUUGACGGAAUUUGAGCGCGUAUCCGUCGCUCGACUCCUGCGCUCUAACCGCGCGUUCCACUUGUCCUGUCGUACGAUAGUCGUUAAAGAAGAUGAAUCCUAGCGCUCCCAGUUUGUGACUGAGGCCAUUCUUUACCAGACGUUCAGCCCGGCCGGGCCCAUUCUGUGGGACACGAUGACCCCGUCGCUCUCUGGGUUACGGCUAUGUGAACUUCUAGCAAAAAGCUGACGGUGAGAACCCUUUGCUAUGGUUUUUGGAGAUCCGUCAUAACCGGAAUCAAACUCGUGUUUCAGCCGAACGCGCCUUGAACACCAUGAACUUUGACCUCAUCAUGGGCAGACCCGUCCGGAUCAUGUGGUGCCAGCGUGACGCUUCGCUGCUUAAGAGUGGCGUGGGUUUAAGUUUGAGACUUUCUGUCAUGGUCACUAUAUAGUGAUUCUGUUUCUGUGGUUUACAUCAUUUUCACUUUUCUCAGUUUUCUUUGUGAAUAAAUUACUUUAAUAUUUAAACGUGUUACGUAUGUAAAUUACAAUUUACAAAGCAUGAAAUAAAAAAAUAUAUAUAUCCUUUUGUACA
Molecule: messenger RNA, 3175 nt
Organism: Triplophysa rosa
Lineage: Eukaryota; Metazoa; Chordata; Actinopteri; Cypriniformes; Nemacheilidae
Product: polyadenylate-binding protein 4-like
Exons: 12
Coding region: 171-1700 (509 amino acids)
Cellular component (GO): ribonucleoprotein complex; cytosol; nucleus
Molecular function (GO): mRNA 3'-UTR binding; poly(U) RNA binding; poly(A) binding
Source: RefSeq, a predicted model, not a curated record